GUAAAAUCAAUAUUAUGAAGAAACAUUUAUAAAAAGAUAAAGACUCACAUGUUCUUAUACAAAUCAGAAACGAAAGUAAUAAGACUUUAGAUGGUUUCAUAAUUUAAAUGUGACAAUGGCUAAAGUAUUAAAUUUAUUAAAGACGAUACGAAAUAAUUGGAAAAAAUCCGUAUUAGGAGUCGCAGCUUUUUCGUAUGGAAUUUCGUACGGCAAACAAACAUACGAUGCGGAACAAUUAAUGCGUCAGUGUUGUGAAGAUGUAGCCAAAUAUGGAGAUACUUCUUGUUCUACAAAUGUUAGACCUCGUCAUGUAACUGUUAUUUUAAACCCAGCAGCCAAAAGAAGAAAGGCUAAAAAAUUAUUUGAGAAAUAUUGUGAGCCUCUAUUGCAUCUAGCUGGUAUUUCAACAACUAUUAUUGAUGCACAAUCAGGAAGCCAUGUGCGUAAUGUAAUAACAAAUUUGGAAACUCCUACGGAUGCUAUUAUUGUAGCUGGAGGAGAUGGUACCUUGUCAGAUGUUACAACUGGUUUAAUGAGGAAAUACGAACAUAAUCUUCAUUCUGUCAAACAAUGUCCCAUUGGUGUUUUACCAUUAGGAAGCACAAAUACAAUUGCAAGCAUGUUUUAUCGAGAUUACAAAGACUUAGCUGACAUACAUCACAUGAUUGAUGCAACAAUGGCAAUUAUUAAAAAUAAUCUCAAAUUAAUAGAUGCUAUUGAGAUCAAAUUGCUGGAAAACGAUCCAGAAAAUUCCAUAAAACCAGUUUAUGCUGUAGGAAGUAUAAAAUGGGGAGCUUGGAGCGAUACGCACGCGCGUAUUGAUAAAUAUUGGUAUUGGGGCUUUUUGCGCAAAUAUGCAGCUUAUGUGUUCAAUGGUUAUAAAUCAGACUUAAAUUGGAACUGCAAUGCAAUCAUGAAAUAUACCAAUCCUUGUAAAGGAUGUUCCCAUUGUUAUUCCAAAGAAUUGUCUUAUAAUCAGUCUACAAAUUUUAAUAGAAGAUGGUGGCAUGCAUUUCUGCCAAAGAAGCAAACAUUUGUUCCUGAUAAUCACGUUGAUUAUAGUAAAGUAGUAAAUGAAGAUUGUGGCACAUUUUCUGAGAUACCUAUUUCAACAAUUGAACUAUGCAUAACAACAGAAAAUCUAAUGAAUGUACCAGUUCGAUCAAUACCUUCAUUAAAGAUAGCUUUAGGCCCAAAAAAUAUUAGCUAUACUACAUUUGUUGAAAAAGGAUGGAAACAAGAAAUGGACAACGAAUUACCAGUAAACACGAUAUUAGAUGCAAAAAAUAUUGAAUUAUAUCCUGAAAUAAAUGAAAAUCAAAUGCUUUACAUUGAUUACGAGGAAUACGAAUUGAAGCCCAUUCAAAUUAAAUUACUUCCACAAUCAAUAACAAUAUUUUGUCCUGAAUUUAAUAGAUAACAUAUAUACUUAAUAUAUAUAUGUAUAUAUGAUUCCAACCAUGUCGUGGUAUUUAA
Messenger RNA from Camponotus floridanus (Florida carpenter ant), 1476 nucleotides. RefSeq names its product acylglycerol kinase, mitochondrial (gene Mulk). Gene Ontology annotation, cellular component: mitochondrion; TIM22 mitochondrial import inner membrane insertion complex. The coding region runs from base 116 to 1420 and encodes 434 amino acids. Lineage: Eukaryota; Metazoa; Arthropoda; Insecta; Hymenoptera; Formicidae. The record is from RefSeq and is a predicted model, not a curated record. Gene Ontology annotation, molecular function: ATP-dependent diacylglycerol kinase activity; ceramide kinase activity; acylglycerol kinase activity. Gene Ontology annotation, biological process: ceramide biosynthetic process; protein insertion into mitochondrial inner membrane. The transcript has 8 exons.